CCUUGCAGACUGGCUUCAGAAAUUAAACAAGCUCAUCUUACAUGUUGCCAAAUACUUUGGAGACCUACAAAACAAUCUUCUUGAAAUGAGCUGCAGAAAAUCGGAUGACGUGCCGUUUGUUCCAUGUAUCCCUCGGAAAUCUGUGCGCGAUGCUGAUAAAGAGAAAGCAAAUGGCACGCAGUUAUUGGCAGGUGUCAAUCAACCAUUUCAUGAACCUUCAUCCGUAUGCAGAGGGGGGAACAAAACCCAGAUGACAGAAGACAAAACGGUGGAAACUGAAACAGGUUCAUCCUCAAAUGAAAAUAUAGCUGGCAAAGAACAGGAAUUUCCAGUACUUGUGAAAAAUGAAGAUCAGCAACAAAAAUCCAUUCCAGUGCCAAAUCAGGACAAUGGAAUAGGUUCUCAAUCAGUGCUAUCUUCCACUCAGAAAAUUUCAGAAAACAGAGAUUUGGAAGACAGUUCAGGAAACAAUGGGAGAAAUGUAACUGUGUCCAGAAAGCUGGAAAACAGCAGUGUAACGCAUCUGCAGACGCGUCCUAAUCAGGAAAAACAGACAGAGAUAAAGGAAGCCCUGAAGCAGAUGGGAAAUGGGAAUUACAGGCUGAUAGCCGAGCCAGGCAGGAGUGACAAAGAUGUCAAUCAAAAGGAGACAAGUAAUGAAAUUGCCCAAAGCUACCAAGAAAAUUGUACAAGGUCAGGAGACUUGCAUAAAAACAGUCCCAUGCAUCUGUCUUCCGGUGAGCUGGAAGGAAAGGACAAUGAAAGUGGCUGGAUGACUAAAGAGUUUCUUGUGAAAGCGAAUGAUCUGAGUGAACCUGAAAUAGCCUGUUGCAUUAGAGCCCCUCUCAGUGUGCUGGAAAAUCUAGUCAUCCGAGUUGUCAAUGAUUUGAGUACAUUGGUGGUGGAUGGAUCAGAAGAACUUGUCAGCAACGUCAUCCAUGCUGAGUGCUGCUCUUCCGUUGGCCCACCAGCCCUUCAUUCCAUCACCAUCGCGAUCCCAUUUAUUUCACGUUACAGAGGAAUGUACAAAGAUAUUAUGGUGAAGGUGACUGAUGUCAACUUUCGGUCAAGUUAUUUGACUCCUGUCUCCUUGGAAGGGAACCAAGGGAACCAGAAGGGGACUUUUGCGGAGGUGAAAACCAGCCAGCUUGGCCUUUUUUCGGUGGUUUCAUGCUUAAAGACGGAAACAGUCACCAUUCCAAAGAAAGGACUUUCACGAAAGCUAAGUAUGGAUCCCAGAAUUUCAUUUUGCUGGCCUCCAUCAACUUUUACUUCUCGAGUAACAAUGCACCUAAAGGUGCAACCAAUUGAGCCAUCCCUGAUUUCCAUGUUAAAAACAAAGAACGACAUGUAUCAUUCAGUGGUGUCUACUAGCCCUCUGGUGUAUCUGCAACAUCCUUCAUCGCGGCCAUUCAACAAAUCCAUCACAAUUAUUCUGCCUUGCCCUCCAAAUCAAGAAAAGAAGAUGGAAGGAAAUGAGAAAGACCAGGGGAGAGCUAUGAGUGCAUCCAUACCCAGAGUUACAACUGUGCAUCAAUUUCGAGCGAUGAGUGCCUCUCCGAGAAAGCAUGGAGAGAAUCUCCACGAAUCCUUAAAAUUACUGGGGUACAGAAGCAGAGAAGAAGAAUGGGCCAUGUUGGAUGAGAUCGCAGUGCAAAAUGCACGUAAUGGCCUCGUGUCGUUUGAACUGGAUGAGCCCUUAGACAGCUUUAUUAUCCUUCGCCUGUCCUCUUCUAUGGAUAACACACAUUUAGUUCAGCUUGUUAAAGAUAUGGAGAAAGACAUCUACACCACAAUGGUGAAAGUGGUGCUCUAUCGGAAAAAAGAAGAUCCGUACAAGGUCGCUGUCUUACUCGUUCCAUCCAAGGAACUGAACUUGGAGCUGCAGGGACUGCGUGAGGAGGGUUUCUCUGGUCCUCCUGAUCCCUCGCAGCAGUUCAAGCUGAGAGAAGGGGAGCAGGUUUAUUUUAGAUUUAGCGGAAAUAUUCAUGCUUCAGAUGAUGGGGCGGCCUUUGGAAAAAGCUACAAGCUUACUUUUCAUGCGCAGAGAAAGCCACGGCUUGACCUUCAAAUCAAGGAGGUGGAUGAAUUUGGCAAUUACAGCUCACCGCAUUACAAAGGAACCGCCUUGUUCUACAAAGUGAGCAAAGAAGCCAUUGCUAAAAGCUGGGAACAGCCUCUUUUGCCUGAAGACCAGCAGCAGGAAGACCUUGUCUGCAAAUUGGCUCUAACCUUGCCAAAAAGGGAAAAGCUUAUCGUUCGUCCACAGAGCACAAAAAUAAUGUCAACUGAUUCAUCAGAUGCACUGUGGGACAAUUUACUGUACUGGCUGUCACACGAGCUGUCGGAAGAGAACGCUUCUUGCCUCGCUCUCUGUCUGCCUCUCCACCGAAGCACUCUUCCGUUUAUUAAACUGAAGUGCCCUGAUAAUCUCACCGAGCAGAUCUAUGAGUUCCUGUGCUUCUGGAAAAGGAAUCUUCCGCGAUCUGCUGACAAGCUCCAGCUCCUCUCUCGCUAUCUCUAUAAAAGCGGCAGGAGCGAUCUUGUCGAGGAUCUCCGGUUCAAAUGGGAGAGCAAAGUUUUCUGGAGGAAAACUCAUUGUCACCCUGAUUUCUUUAGUAGGCCAGUUGGGGAUGGGGAGUCUAUGUAAUUGUCUUUUUUUCCCUACUCUUUCUGAACAACUGCUUCAUUUCAGUUGUGAAAAAUGGAAACCAUUUGGGAGGGAGAUGUCAAUAGUUAGAUACGUAUAUUUUAACACUGCUUCAUUUGCUCGGCAGUACAGUUCUCUGCCAUGCCUGUAGAUAGAAAUUAUACCUAUGUGUGGUUU
Podarcis raffonei (Aeolian wall lizard) is the source of this 2827-nucleotide messenger RNA. It is a transcript of the gene DTHD1, whose product is annotated as death domain containing 1. Gene Ontology annotation, biological process: signal transduction. The transcript is spliced from 9 exons. The record is from RefSeq and is a predicted model, not a curated record. Gene Ontology annotation, molecular function: protein binding. The coding region runs from base 86 to 2650 and encodes 854 amino acids. NCBI's taxonomy places the organism in Eukaryota, Metazoa, Chordata, Lepidosauria, Squamata, Lacertidae.